AUGCAGGAGAAGGGUAUGGUGACCUGGUGGCCCAUGGCAUGUCACGUGGACCGCCGCCAAGGCAUUCGUGCGGACACCCAGAACGAUCCAUCCACAUCACCUGGACCUGGGCACAACGGAGUCGAAGGCAACGAAACAGCGGACCGCUUGGCUAACGAGGGAGCUAGAGCGCCCCAAACCCCAUAUUCAAUCGCACCAUACAUGGGCGAAAGAACAGGCAACUCGCAAAACCAUACGUUCAUGGAAGAAAGCAUGGUACGAACACUCGGAAUCACGCAACUCGAAAUAUUACAUACCCCGCCCACCCGCACUCAAACUACCCCAUAUUCAACUCAAGCAAGCUGGGCAGGGACAUCGAGUGCCGCCUCGUACAAUACCUCACCGGACACGGGCAUUACGGCGAGUACCAUGCACAAUUCCACCACGACGUAG
Molecule: messenger RNA, 432 nt
Organism: Rhizoctonia solani
Lineage: Eukaryota; Fungi; Basidiomycota; Agaricomycetes; Cantharellales; Ceratobasidiaceae
Exons: 1
Coding region: 1-432 (143 amino acids)
Molecular function (GO): nucleic acid binding
Source: RefSeq, a predicted model, not a curated record